Caretta caretta (loggerhead turtle) is the source of this 9017-nucleotide messenger RNA. RefSeq names its product clathrin heavy chain linker domain containing 1 (gene CLHC1). Lineage: Eukaryota; Metazoa; Chordata; Testudines; Cheloniidae. The record is from RefSeq and is a predicted model, not a curated record.
UUGUUCCUGACAGUGAUAAGAAAUUUUUGGACAGUAUACAAAGAUACAUCAUUACAGAGAUUGAAAAAGUGGGUUGUACAGAACAAGGACCAGCUGAGGAGUAUUACAUUAUAUACAGAAAUGUUUUUGACAAGGUAACAAAGCACUAUAGGAAAAUAUUUUCUUUGUAAACAAGCAGUGGAAAGGGCUCUCAAUCUUAGAUGCACUGAUAAACAGGAAGUGAUGUGUGUCAUUUUUUUAAAAUGAGACUUUAGAUUCAAAUCCUCAAAGGUAUUUGGCCUAGUCGAUGAAAUUAAUAGAUGUUAGGAUUCUAAAUACCUUUGAGAAGCUGGGCCUUAGUGCUCACAAGAGGUUGGCUUGACAGCCCUGAAGAAUGAAUAAGUGUCUUCAUCCGUAAGACAGGUACAGCACUGGAAGCAGCAGUAUAAGCUUCCUCACCAAUGUACUUCAUCUCUGACCUGGAAAUACCGGGUUUAGGGGUGAAAGGGUAGCACUGUCUCCAUGGGCAUACAAGGCCAGAUUCUCCCCCAUGUUAGGGCGAUUUUGUGCUGCUCUGGUAUUUCAGAGCUGCGCUAAAACCAGCAUAGACUACAAUUAUGCAUGGAUUACAUUGUAUGAUUUCUCUAUGCUAUACAGUCUUUAUAGUGUCUUCUAUACCACAUCCUUCCUUGCCAUUGGCCCAAGGGGUAUCACUGAGGGAAGAAGAUGGGGCUAGGGAAGGGUGGAUAAAAAUCAAUGAUUUAAAAAAAAAAAAAAAUUCUAAAAGGGCCAAUGAAAACAAAAAUGGUAAAUUGUAAACAAAUUUCUUUGCCUACCAUUACAAACAAAUUACUGAAAGAACUUACAAUAGUGAAUAUUUAAAAAUCACUUCGCAGCAUUUUUACUGUUUUUUGUAUCUCACUCAUUUUGAAUAAUGAAAAUCAUUUUCACUUUUGUUUAUAAUCAGUUUUUCUUUCAGAUUUUUGGUGUUGCAACAUUUGGAUUUAAAAAACUUGAAAUGAAUGUUUGGGAGAGAGCUGCAAUACAUCUACAUACAUAUUAAUAUGUCUUGUAAAUCUAAAGUAAAUUUUCUAUACAGUUGAGUAACCGUCUUAUACACAGUAAAUUCAUCAGUAACAAAGUUUCUAUUUGUAUAAUGAAAAUGCUCAAAAAUUGCUUUUUUUGCACUUUGUACUUUCAGACAGGGAUAAAGUAGUUGUUGGAACUUGUUCAUUACCUUCUUUGUAGCUAAAAGCCUAUAUUGUGAGAGCACAGCACUGAUGAAUGUGUCUGCCAAAGCUGUGGGUGCAGCUGAAUUGGCCGCAUGGGGUAUGUGGAUGACUUCACAGGCUUCCACUGUGUUCUGUGAAUUUUCCUGUAAGAAAGACUGUGCAGCUGUCUGCAAGCACAAUGUAACUGGACCAGGUUUUCCAAUUUCAGCAUCAUCCCUCGGUUCAUUUCUUCACUGUGAAUAGAAAAGAUACAAUGAAAUCAGGGUGGAUUUGAUUUAAAUCAAAUUGAUUUAAAAAAUCUGAUUUUUUUUAAAAAAAUCAGUGAUAUUUAUCCACGCUGCUUUUUGACAUUUCAUAAAACUUGUCUUAUGUCAUUCCAGAUUGAAUCAAUUAUCAUCCAAUCACACUUCUAGAGAGCUAUACAAUGAAUUUACUAGUUUGAAAAAUGUCAGUUAUAUAGACUGAAGAUUAAAAGAAAAUAUAUCUAUAGCAAGUCCCCAAAUAUCAGGGUGGAUAAAAAUCAAUGACUUAAAAAAUAAAAAUCCAAUUUUUUAUAUUUAAAUCAGAUUUUUUUCCUCAAAAAUCAUCUAAAGAUAGUUUUGAUUAAGAUACACUGUAGCUCAAAGAUAUCUCAUCAUGAAAUAGGGAUUAUAAAUUCUAAUUCUAUAGUAUGAGACAAUAUAUUCAUGUAAUGUUUAAGAAAAGUUUUGUAAGUAAGUUCCAAUAGUUCAUGGAUUAGGGACCCAAUCUUAUGGGCCUCCAUGGGCUUUUGUAUAGAUUAUUUAGGUAAUCUUUCUAUCUACCCAAUGGGACUUAGUGCUCAGUCUAUGAUACCAUCAGAGAUGCUUAGUUUUGCCGUUCUUGAUUUGUGUCUCCAGAGAUAACAUAUUUGUUAACAGCAAAAAUGUUUUAAAAUAAAUAAAUAAUAUAUGGAGGUGACAAAUAACAGACCUCAACCCUAUUGUCCCUCUGCAAAUUUGUGUACACAGAGUCAAUCCCUUACCUCUCUAAAAGUGCAAAGUUUCAGAAAGUUCUAUGAAUAGAAGAUUGUUGGGGGUGGAAUAGAUCUGCACAAGGAGAAGAAGUCUGGAGAUAAAUGUGAGAAGGGAGGGACAGGCAGUAGAAACAAAAGUGAAACUCUUUGAGCAGCAUAUUCCAGAAGUCUUGAGGUCUUUCUGAGUAUAGCCUUCGUUGAUUUGAGAUCUACCAAUUCUGUUCUCUCACUAGAAGGGAAAACCUAUCAUGGCAGCAGGCCGUAAAAGACCCAGUUUGGGAAUAUUUUAAUGAAGUUCCUCUGCCUGUGGGUAAGACAGGCAGGUAUGCAAAAUGCAAACAGUGCAGCAAAGAAAUGCAAGGCCUAGUUGCUCAAAUGAAACAACAUCAUGAAAAGUGUUCCUUCUCAAGAGGAAGUUGCCUUGAAGAUUAUGAAAGGAACAUGUCUGAACAUGCAGGAUCUUCAGGAGAAUCCAUCCUCAACAUACAGGAUUCUGCAGAUUAUCUACCUUCAAGAUCACCAUUAUGUUCUAUAGUUUCAGAGUUAUCUGCCAAUGAUAAUGUUUCAGUCACAUCAUGUAUGUCACAUAGCCACAGUAUAUCACCUGUAGCAAAAAAAAAAUCUCCAUAAUCCAGAAACAACCAUAGAUAUCUUUGUGAUAAGAACCAGCAGAUUACGAAAAGAGGUAAUUGAUGGAAAAAUUGCUCGGUUUGUAUAUGCAACAAAUUCUCCUUGCCGUAUGAUUGAGAACCCACACUUCAUUAGCAUGGUUCAGUCAUUCUGGCCAGGAUACAGUCCAACCAACGAGCAGAUGUCGCUGGCAAAUUGCUGGGUAAAGUGUAUGAAAGAAAUCGAGCAGUGUGCAAAAGGUCUAGAGGGUAGAAUUGUUAACCUGAGUCUUGAUGGGGGAGCAAAGUCCACAAUAAUCCUGUUGUAUGUACUUGUGUGACGAGAAGAAGGGAACGUCUUCAGGAAAUACGCACACACAGCAGCAUACUUACAAGAAGUAGAAGUAAAAGCUAUAACAAACUGAAAAAAGAAAAUUAAAAUGUCUAGUAUGCAGCUUGGUCACAUACAAUGCUGCAAAUGUAUCCAAAAUGAGAAGAAAUGAUUUAGAAGAGAGUGAAGAGAGUCCCAAGCUAAUAACAUAUGGUUGCAGUGCUCAUUUGAUGCGCCUCCUAGCCAAAGAUUUCAGUGUUCCAGAAAUAAAGGCUAAUGUUGAAAUUUCAAAAUACUUCCCUAACCACCAUUUUGCAGCGGCUGCUUUGAAAAAAGUGGGAGGAACCAAGCUAACUCCCACAAGACAUGCGAUGGAACUCAGUAGUGGACUGUCUUGAGCUGUAUAUCAAGAACUGAUGACAGUUUGUGAACAAAAUCAUGAAAAAAUAGAUGGCACUGUCACAGCCAAAGUUCUCAACAUUGGGCUUAAGAGAAAUGUUGAACACAUGCUGAGUACCCUGAAACCUGUUUCUGUAGCCUUGAACAAAAUGCAGGGAAAUAACUGUUUUAUUGCUGAUGCCAUUGAAAUUUGGAAGGAACUGAGUGAGAUCUGAAAAAGAAAAAAGUGCAAUGACAGAGUUUAAAUUACAGGCAUUAAAAAAACAAAUGGGACCAGCACUAUCUCCAGCUCAUUUUCUUGGAAAUAUUCUCAAUACUCGGUACUAGGGUCAAACCUUAACUGCUGAAGAAGAGUAGUUGGCUACGACAUGGACAUCCAGCAAUCAUCCCUCCAUGAUGCCAACUGUAAUAAACUUCAGAGCUAAAGGUGAAGCAUUCAAGAAAUAUAAGUUUGAUGUUUUAAAGAAAGUCUCUCCAGUGAACUGGUGGAGGUCACUUCAAGCACUUGGAUUCAGAGAUUGUUGAAGUGAUGAUCUCACUUUUAACUGUAGUAGCUUCUGCCGGUGUAGAAAUAUUAUUUUCUUCCUUUUUGGACUAAUUCAUUCCAAAUUGAGAAAUCGUUUAGGACCUGAAAAAGCAGGAAAGCUUGUUUUUUCUUUUCCAGAUUAUGAACAAACAGGAAAAUGAAGAUGACGAUGAAUGAGUUAGCUGCAAAAGCCAAUAUUUUAAGUUUCUCAUGUUGACCUGGCUGACAUAGUUUGAUUUUUUUUUUAAUUCAUCUAACUGUUUUAGUUUAAAAUUGUUUUUAACAAAAACAAACUUGAUUUGAAAAAACUUGAAUGUCUAACUAAAUUAAAAAAUUAAUAUGCUUGUUUUGUUAAAAUGUUUGGCGUUGAAGAAAAAAAUCCAGAAUACAUAAUGUUUUUAGUUAAAUAAAACAAUUUAAAUGUCUGUUUGGUGAUGUUCUCCUCCUAAUACAGCAUGGCAAGAAAAUCCUCCAAAUAUUAAUGAUUAACCUGUUGAAUUGAGGAUAGUUCACCUCCCAAUGACUUCAUAAAUAUCUGCUUCAGUUAUUUUUGGUAAAUGAAAUAACCAAACAAUCAUUCCUCUUCUGAUGUAGCUGUAAAACUAAUCUGAAAAGUUUUGAAAAUAAAUCACUUUCAAAUGUAUAGUGUGUACCUUCUAAAAAUGAAACCUACAUCAAUCUCUGAGUUAUGAAGAAUAUGUAUUAAGGUUAUAACAACCAAUGAGAAUGCACUUUUAUGUAGAAAUCCAUGAUCAAAUUGAGUCUUCCUGACGAGUGAUUUAAAUCAAAUCCACCCUGGCUAGGGGGUGUCUGUGAUCUCUGGCUGCCAUAACUGCCCCUUGGGACUGUUGGCAGCUGGUGUAAGUUAAAGCAGCUCUAACUUUUGGUGGGAGAUCAGACUGUUGCUUACUUGUUUUAGGAUUAAUGCGACUUUGCGCUUCCGUCCCUCUAGUUGCAUUGAGUACUCUGACUGGAGCCCAGGAUCAGGCUAUAAUGUCUGGCCUUUUAUCGGAGAGCCAUAACAAAUGCUCUCCUUUUGUUGGUGGUUUUGUGAUGUAGACAUCUAGGAACUAGAGUGAGACCACCAAGUCACUUCACUGCACAGCCAUUAUAAAAUACAUUAGAAUUGGAAUAACCUAGCAUUAGAACAAUUUGGGGCAAUGACACUCAUAGAAAGUCUUUAAAUACCGGCACAGGUAUGCUCCUUCUUUUGCCCUGAACGUUGUCCCUUAUGUCAAGAUGUGGCAAGAUAAUGAAUUUCCUCAAAGCUUCACACAAACGCUUCUACUUUUUAACAUUUCUUCAUCAGGGGUUCCAUUCCUUAUUUCUGAAGGCUUUUUACUUUGAUGUUUUUGUAUUGAAUAGUUCUCCCCUCAAGUAAAUGGAGUUUGACUGCUCUGUGAGGGAGCUACUCAGUGAGCUGGCAAUUUAAAACCAGCUGAUACUCCCCAUUGACCAAUCCCCAACAGGAAGUUGGGGAUUCUUCCUGCUUUGAGCAGGGGAUUGGAGGUCCCUUCCAACCCUGAUAUUCUAAGGCUAUAUUCCAUUUUAAAGGUAUUUAAAAUGCAUUAAACCAGUUGAUCUGAUGUCCAUUAAUACUACAUAAAUUGACUCAGUAUUCACAGGAAAAAUCUUGGCCUCUGCUUUAUUCCUGUAAAUAUCCAUUUGACUUUAUAAAUCAAAAUCUAUAGUGGCACCCAGCUGAUUGGCUACACUGAAAAUUAGUUUGUUGAUUCCAUUAUAUACUCCCUUCUUGAACUUGGCCAUUUUAAUUGCAGACAGAACCUGAGACGUAAAGUCUCAGAAGGGUUGAUAUUUUUCCCCCCUUGCAAACUUUCAAACUGAAAGAUCUUAAUAACGUACAGUAAAUGUCUGAGAAAUAAAGGUCUGGUGUUAGACUCCUAAUUCCAUUUUCUCAUGUAAACAGAACUAACUUGUUUUCUGUCUUCCACCUUAAUUAGAUUGGCCUCGUUAGCACUAACCCCCCCACUUGGUAAGGCCACUCCCAUCUGUUCCAUGUGCAGUGUGUAUGUGUGUGUGUGUAUGUGUAUAUAUAUAUAUAUAUAUACACACACUGCUUACUGUAUUUUUCACUCCAUGCAUCUGAUGAAGUAGGUUUUAGCGCACAAAAGCUUAUUCCCAAAUAAAUUAGUUAGUCUCUAAGGUGCCAUAAGCACUCCUGUUUGUUUUCGCUGAUACAGGCUAACACAGCUACCACUCUGAAACUUGUUUCUUGAAGAGUCCUCUGCUCUGUCAGUGAGGAGCUCUCCCAUUUUUUCUCCACUUUCAUAUCUCUCAUAUGUCAUGCUCACAGUUAUGGGGACUCUUCUAGCUGAGGAGGACUGGAUAUAACACCUUUUGGAGCCCAUCAAUGCUGCUCUUUAAUAAGGUUGAGGAUCCUGAAAGCCUUCCACUGUGUCCUAAGGGAUUCUCUCUGUAUUGUGCUUUGCUUUUUUCAGCUGCCAAGAGAGGUGUAAUGUACAGGAAUCAAAACUGGGACUUCUGCAUACCUAAUUUUACAUGCAUGUAAAAUCAGUUUUUGCAUCCUUUGCAUGCAUGAGUAAGGGCUGCAGGAUUAAACCCCCCCCCCCCCCAAAUUGUGAGUUUGAGCUAAUGCUUUAUACUAUUUAAAAAAACAUUGGCAUAGCCUGGUCCCUUCCUCCUUAACCUUUCCAGAACUAUAAGUGCUCUGAAGGCAUCAGGCUUAGUACCUAUUGAAGAAAGCAUCUCAUGUUGCUGAAAAGUGGUUCUUCUAGCUGCAUAAAGAAUAGUGUUCACAUGUCCUGAAAAUUAUCCCUUAACUUCAAUAAUAUCUAAGAUUAUUUAAACUGAAAGAAGUGUGGAGUUCAUUUGUCACCACUUUAUAGUUUGUGCACUUUCAUCAGCUUGGGCAAUGAAAACAGACUUUGUCAGUUUUAUUUUCUGCUUCUCAUGCAUUAGCACAGUGCUGCAAUUUGAAGUGUGCACUGUGUCCAGUUGUUUCUAUUUACUCUGACUGUUGUGUUGUUUGGAGAUUUGCUGGGAGUCAGGAGGGGUGUUCUAUUAACCACGUCAGUAUAUCGCACUGUAGAUGGAAAAACAUGUCUUCACAGAUAAUAGAGCAUGCUACUGUGUACAAGAACAUUCUGACUUCAAUCAAACAGGAGUAUGAUGCAUUUAUUGAAGCGAUAAAAAAGGGCCAAAGGAAUGCAUUUUAUCUUCAUGGAAAAUUGAAAGUUCUGGCAUUUGAGCCUACAACUCUAAUAUGUUAUAGAAAAAGAACAAUCCAACUUGAAGACAAGGUAAAAGUUAUUGAGAGAAAUUCUGCUAGAAUUCAAAAUCUGAUAUUGAAAAUAAGAAAUAUUAAUAAAGUGCCCUCUACAGAAGCUUUGACUCCAAGAAAAAAGAGAAACCCUGCUAAGCCUAUACCAGGUCUGACUGUAGAAGAAUCUCUCAGCUUAGAUGCUCUUUCUAGACACCUUGCUCAGCUGGAAGGGAGAGUGCGGGAACUGAAAGCUGACAUGAUAUCAAAAUACAUCCCUCUGGAGAACAAGGCUGGCCUAGAGCAGGAACUCAAGCACUCAUUGGAACUACGAGAUAAGGCAGAGGCAGUGAAUGAGAAACUCAGACUGAGUUAUAAUAGAAUUACAUUGGUUGCAAAUGCUGUGUCUGCCUGGGCAAAAUCUGACAAGAGCACCUCCUUGCAAGAACUCCUCUCUCAAGUGAUGGAAAAGAAGGAAGUUGUAAAAGCUGCUGCUGCCUUUAGCAUCUCUCAUAUAUUUGAACAUGACCCCAGCAAGAGUAAAGAGGCUGAAGAUUUGCUUGAAUAUAUUGAAAGAUUCAAUGAAUUGUUUUCAUAUGGUCAGUAUGAGACUGCAGCAGUUUAUGCUGCAAACUGUCCUAGAGGAAUUCUCCGCAAUGAAGAAACCAUGAUGAAAUUUAAGGCUCUUGGUGCUGUUAAAGGGAGGAUUCUCCCUUUGCUGAGAUAUUUUGAGGCCCUCAUAAGCUCAAGUGCUGCAGUUAGACACCCUCUGUGUGCAGCCAUGACUCUGGAAGCAAUCAAAUGUGCAUUGUUUGAAAAACAGUUAAAUCUAGUUAUGCACUGGGUCACACAGCAAAGGCUGACGUUUUGUGAGGCAGCAGGGGAUGUGAUUUAUGACUAUGGGGAGGUGGAACCAUUCAACAAGUCCAAGUGUUUGGCUUUGGCUCAGAUUGCCUACAGUCAGUGUGGCGUGCAUAAGAAAGCUGCUCUGUGCUUGUGUAAACAGGGCCAAAUUUGUGGAGCAAUGGAUUAUAUACAGCAAUUCAAACACUUCACUUUCGAUGAUUACUUAUUCCUACUGAAAAACUGUCCUAGUAUUGAGCUAAUUCAUUGUCUAACUCAAGAGUGGAAUGAGAAACCAGCAUUAUUAUCCACUGGGGCUACGAUCCUCUCACUCAUUGAUACUGAUCACAAAGAGCAUGGUUUACAACUGUUAGAGGACAUAAACAUGGGUGAGAAGAAUGCACUGGAACAAGUUAUUUUAAAUGAUACGGUCUGUACCUUGGAAGGUUGGAAGAAGAUCGCGGAUACAUGUGCAGAAAAUAAGCAUGAAAAAUUGUCUCAAGAAAUCCUCUCGAUCCUUACCUCACAGGAAGGAGUGGUUCAGAUUUCCCCAUUUGAUGAUGAUGCAAAGAUAAUGGAACAUGUUUUCUUGUAGUUCUUCUGUAAAGCAAUUGAGGGAGCUCUAACAACAUUCAACCGAAGCAUCGUUAUAGUUAUUUGUAUGAAUUAUAGUAAACACUGAUCACUCAGAAAUAGAGCUGAUACUUCUUUUUGCCAUCAAAUGUAAAUUAGUAUCCCCUUUUAAUACAAGAGUGUCUUAACUGGGAAGGUAUAUUCAGUGUAGAACAAACUUGGCCUAUUUAGUUAAUGAAUAUUGUGAAAGUAUGUUUAUAUAUUUCCUUGUAUUGAAUAGUUCCAAGUUUU